UUCGAAGUUAUCGAACUGAAGAAAAAAUGGCGGCCAGCGCGAGGGUGCAGAAGCUCCUCCGACGAUAUAAACUAGCUAUCGCCGCUGCCUUAACCAUCCUCCUCAUCCAAAGUCUCGUGGUGUGGAGCCUGAAAAGUCUGGAAGAUGAUGAGGCGGAGAAAAAAGCAAGACGAUCUAAACUGCCCGACAACAGCCAGGACCAAAGGAGGGAUGCCACGGUUUUAGAAAGACACAUAGCGUUGUCUGGAAGUAACAAGGGCAGGCUGGAAAGAACCGGAGGCACGCCAACCAGCACGCUUAAAAGAGGGGCCAGUCAAAAACAAGGAAAGCCCGGAGUCAGGCUGAAGAAGCCCCCCGAGCAGGGGUACACCGGCACCGAAACGGACGGUGUAGCACCCCACGACCCAUCCAGUAACCUGAGUGAGAUGCGAGGCGCCGCUGAUGUGGUGGCCAAGUUAACCGGCGCCUUGCCAGGGGAGCCAGGCAGCGUGGACGGGGCACGCCAAUCCCCCAGCAGUGAUUUUGAGCCCAAAUGUGACAUCAUAAGUAAGGACGCGUGGUCUGCUCUGCAUCGUGCUAGCUCACAGCAGUGUCGCCAGGAGAUCGGCAACGUUGUGUGCAUGCAUCAGGCCGGGCAGCUCAUGCCGGAUGACCUUCCGCAAUUCUGCCCUCAGCCAGGCCGAUUGAGUGCUGCUCAGUCAGUUGGCGAGCUGGACAACAGCCUGGCCAACGUGGAGAACCCUGUCCGUGUGGUUUUCGUCCUGAUGGUCCACGGCCGCUCUGUACGGCAGCUCAAGCGUCUCAUUAAAGCCAUCUACCACUCUGAUCACUACUACUACAUCCAUGUAGACGAGCGGUCGGGCUACAUGCACCGGGAAGUCCUCCAAAUAGCCCAGCAGUACCCAAAUAUACGUGCCACGCCCUGGAGAAUGGUGACCAUCUGGGGUGGUGCCAGUCUGCUGAAGGCGUACCUGCGCAGCAUGCAGGACCUCCUGGCCCUGCUGGAUUGGAAGUGGGAUUUCUUCAUUAAUCUCAGUGGCACAGACUUCCCCACCAGGACUAAUGAUGAGCUGGUGGCCUUUUUAUCACAACACAGAGACAAGAACUUCCUCAAGUCCCAUGGCAGAGAGAACACCCGGUUUAUUAGAAAGCAGGGCCUCGAUCGUCUCUUUCACGAGUGUGACAACCACAUGUGGCGUUUGGGAGAGCGCAAAAUCCCCGAUGGCCUGGAAGUGUCGGGUGGCUCCGAUUGGUUUGCGCUCACCCGCCGCUUUGUGGAGUAUGUCAUCAAUUCCCAAGACGACCUGGUGUCGGGACUGAAGCAGUUCUAUUCCUAUACUCUGCUCCCUGCUGAGUCCUUCUUCCACACCGUGCUCGGAAACAGUCACAUGUGCGACAGCCUGGUGGACAACAACCUCCGUGUGACCAACUGGAAUCGUAAACUGGGCUGUAAAUGCCAGUACAAGCACAUUGUGGAUUGGUGUGGUUGCUCUCCCAAUGACUUCAAACCCCAAGACCUCAUCCGCAUCCAGCAAUUAUCCCGGCCCACAUUCUUUGCACGCAAGUUUGAGUCGUCAAUAAACCAGGAAGCCGUUGAAAUCCUGGACACGCACUUGUAUGGCCAGUACACACCAGGAACUGUUGCCAUUAAGGCGUACUGGGAGAACCAGUUUGAGCAGAUGGAUGGCAUAGGCUCGCUGAGUGAUGUGAUGCUCACUGCUCACGCUUCCUUGUUUCGCCUGGGCUUGAACAGCCUUGCGACAUCCCAGGGCAAAAAAGACGCCUGCAGGUUUGAACCUAUCGGCUACCCUUUGUCAGUGCACUUGUACUUCUACGAUGACCGCUUUCAAGGGUACUUGAUACGUCAGGAAGUUCAGGCAGUGGGAUCAAAGGUCAAGGAGGCAAUAGAGAUGUGGGCUGUGCCCCAGACGGCAUUGGUCCUUGAGAAGAGUCUUAAAGAGUUUGAAAGGCUCAAACACCUUGAGAUCGGUACGGAAUGGGAUCCAAAGGAAAGAGUAUUUCGUAAUUUCGGCGGGAUCAUCGGCCCUUUGGAUGAACCGCUUGCGGUUCAGAAAUGGGUUCCCGGGCCCAACCUCACCGCCACCAUCGUGUGGAUUGACCCGGCCCAGGUGGUGGCAAUUUCGUAUGACAUCACAGUGGAUGCAGAUACAGAAUACACCCAUUACAAGCCACCCCUGCAGCACCCCCUACGGCCUGGCAUUUGGACGCUGCGUGUAUUGAAACGGUGGCAGCGUGUGGCCCAACUUCAGUUCCUUAUCGUACCUUUGAGCUUCAAAGAUCAGAAGCCACUGCGCAAAGAUAAGGACAGUUGGCUGCAUGCAGGCCCACCCGGAAAUUUGUACCUGGAUCAGAGCUUCCAGCACUUGAGUUCCAUACUGAAGUUGCCGCCUCAAGAGCCUGCCAUGCUGGAAGCGCAACGAAGCGCCCAGAUUGUGGGCCCGCCCCUUGACGUGUGGGUUGACAGGAGUGUGUCAAAUUUUUGGGUUACAGGAAACCUGUGCACAGCGCAGACUUCACCUUGCACCGCUUUGGUGCCAUGCUCCAAAACUACCUGGAGCUCCCUGUCCCCGGACCCAAAGUCUGAACUGGGCGCGGUGAAAAGUGACGGGAGAAUCCGGUAGCCCCAGUGGUGGGGAGGACAUAAAGGAAGUCUGUGCCGGAGGCUGCAAGCAGCCAUGACAGCUCCAGGAGAACUUUGUGUGUGGGAGGUUUGGCUCAAAGCUAAAGGCCACAAAAACAAUGACAUCUUGCACUGAAAAGUCACAACGUUCUCGAUAGAAAUGACUUGGUAAAUGCUGGAAAUUUGCACAUUGACAUCUGCGAGCCAAAAAGCUUUUCCUUGGCUUGCAGGAUGAUAUGAAUGCCUGAUACAUUUUAUUUGUAUUUUUUUGCUGACAGCAGAUGAGUGAGUGAAGCACCAAUCUUCACUAAAUAGUGAGUUUCUCUCUACUUGGGAUCAAGAUACAGUUCGAACUCGGCAAAGUCUCUCACCGCGUUUUGUUCACAUCUGAAGAUAGAACAAAGCAUAACAAGUAUGCUUAUUUUGAAGCAUUUUAUGUCGGACAUGGAACAAGUGCACUAUACUGUUGCGUAACGUUAAGCAAAAUUCAGUUGAUUACGUUGCAAUGAGGAGGAGCUGAAAAAAGGUCAGUUGUUUAUCUGCUAUUGUGGGUCACAUAAUAACAGGCAUUCCUGUUUUUUGGCAAAGCAUUAGUUUUACACAUGUUGAAAAUGUUCACAAGGCUAAAAGCUUCUUGCUCCCAGAAAGUGUCUGGAAAGUGCGAAUAGCUUCAGUCAAUGUCCACGUGCUCUUAAAAUUUGUGUUAAGUCUUUUUUAGCCACUGCUUGAGAGAGGAAUUUCAAAUUACAGUUACAUUUCAUGUAUGUUUGUGUAGGUGCGGUUUCCCCCACAUGGGUCUGCACUCCCACUCAAGGGAGAAACACUUCAAGUGACCACAAAUGGUAAACACUGUAUAAUUUCUUUUUGGGUUUAUUUUAAGAAUAUUACGAUAACUCAAAGCUGCCUUUACGAAGCUGAGAUGACUUGUUUACUGCAGGAUUAAAGGUUCCCAAGAUGUGCAAUUAUUUUAACACGUUUAAUAGGGUCUUUUAUGUUCUUCAAAAUUGUGGUUUUCAAGUGACCUUGUUUACCUUGCACAGAACAGUUGCUUCAAUGAAGCCCAUGUCUGCAACAAACAAAAAAAUAACUGCAGAUGUUAUUUUUAUACUGUGUACUGUUUGAAUGUGGUAUACCUACAUUUUAUUUCCUGAUCAGUGAUGGAGAGGUUGAGCUUUCUGUCCUUGCUGCUGUGGAGAGCUAACGAGGUCUUAGGUCAACAAGAAACAUGGACAUCAAUAAAAAUAAAAUAAAGGACACGGAUAUCAA
Molecule: messenger RNA, 3907 nt
Organism: Syngnathus typhle (broad-nosed pipefish)
Lineage: Eukaryota; Metazoa; Chordata; Actinopteri; Syngnathiformes; Syngnathidae
Gene: xylt2
Product: xylosyltransferase II
Exons: 11
Coding region: 27-2642 (871 amino acids)
Biological process (GO): chondroitin sulfate proteoglycan biosynthetic process; heparan sulfate proteoglycan biosynthetic process
Cellular component (GO): membrane
Molecular function (GO): protein xylosyltransferase activity
Source: RefSeq, a predicted model, not a curated record